This is a messenger RNA of Sander lucioperca (pikeperch), 3285 nucleotides long. RefSeq names its product D(1) dopamine receptor-like. Gene Ontology annotation, molecular function: G protein-coupled receptor activity. Gene Ontology annotation, biological process: adenylate cyclase-activating adrenergic receptor signaling pathway. The coding region runs from base 172 to 1524 and encodes 450 amino acids. The record is from RefSeq and is a predicted model, not a curated record. Gene Ontology annotation, cellular component: membrane. NCBI's taxonomy places the organism in Eukaryota, Metazoa, Chordata, Actinopteri, Perciformes, Percidae. The transcript has a single exon.
AGUGAGUACCAGCUGGUGCUGCAUGUGGUCCCCAGUAAAUCUGCUCUGCGCACGGAGCAGCAACACAGAUCAGUCCGACUGGAGAUAAACGCGCGCUCUCUACUAUUGCUUUUGUUUGUUUGGAUUUCUUGUCCUUUUAGUUUGACAAAUGGCCGAGCACUGGAAGAGGCAAUGAAUAACACAACCGGCUUUGCGCUGGUCGAAGCCGGCAGCCGGGAGGAGUUACCGGCGCACCGAGCUUUAACGGGCUGCGUCCUGGCGCUGCUUAUCAUUUGGACGCUUUUUGGCAACUUCACGGUGUGCGCAGCAGUUUAUCGCUUCCGGCACCUGCGCGCCAAAGUAACCAACAUCUUCAUCGUGUCCCUGGCUCUGUCGGACCUCCUGGUCGCCGUGCUGGUGAUGCCGUGGAAAGCUGUGGCUGAGGUGGCUGGUUACUGGCCGUUUGGAGGGUUCUGUAAAACCUGGCUGGCAUGCGACAUCAUGUGCUCCACGGCCUCCAUUCUCAACCUGUGCCUCAUUAGUGUGGACCGAUACUGGGCCAUCUCCAGCCCUUUCCUCUAUGAGAGGAGUAUGAACAAGAAGGUGGCCUCUGUUAUGAUCGGUGUGACCUGGGCAGUCUCCCUUGCCAUCUCUUUCGUCCCCGUGCAGCUGAACUGGCACCGUGCGGAGAUGGGUGAUCCACAUGGGGAGGAUUUGGCGCUUCUCGGUGUUGAUGGGAACUGUGACUCCAGCCUGAGCCGCACAUACGCCAUCUCCUCGUCCCUCAUCAGUUUCUACAUCCCCGUGGCUAUCAUGAUUGUCACAUACACUCGCAUCUACCGGAUAGCCCAGAUGCAGAUCCGGAUGAUAUCCUCUCUGGAGCGGGCGGCGGAGCACGCGCAGAGUUGCCGCUCCAACGUACCUGAACUUUGUCCUCACCGGUUCACGAAAAUCGGUGCCAACUCACAUCAGCCUCAUAUCAGUCUUCAUCCUGAUUCUCAGCGCUCCAAUCAGUCACACCGGGAGCUCAGAGUCUCCAUCAGAAAAGAGACGAAAGUCCUCAAAACUCUGAGCAUCAUUAUGGGUGUUUUUGUCUGCUGCUGGUUGCCAUUCUUUGUCCUGAACUGCGCUCUGCCCUUCUGUACCGGACCAGAGGACCAGCGGGGGCCAUACUGCGUCAGCGAAAAAACCUUUGAUGUCUUUGUGUGGAUCGGCUGGAGCAAUUCGUCCCUCAACCCGGUCAUCUAUGCGUUUAACACGGACUUCAGAGACGCCUUCCUGCGCUUGUUGCGCUGCCGCGGACGAGGCUGCUGCGCAGCGGUGAGCGCAGCGGUGGAGACGGUGAUGGCGAGCAACGAGGCCGGAAACCUAAAGCAGGAGAGCCCACUGAAACUGGACGUCUCCUGUGCCAUGAAUACCAGGGGAAGCGAGGACAGCGGGAACACAACGGUAACUGUGUUUUAUCACAGAGCGACUUCCUUGGAGCAGGUCACGGACACUGAGGAAAGUAACGACAAAGACAGACUGACGCAGAUACCAAUAUAAGUGACACCAUUUGCAAAGGACCAGGAAAAAUAUGCAAAGAAGGUGGAUAGUGUGCCAUCCGACCCCAGUAGGCCUAUAGUACAGGGGCGGGAAAGCAUUUAAGCACAGCGAAUUUACUCCCAGAUCUUUAACAUCUAUGUGUACAAAAAGCAGCUGCAUGUAGACUAAGAUGUUCCACCUUAGGAGAUCUGAUGAUGACAAAAUAACAAAAUAACAGAAAAACUGUGUUUUCAUGAGCAUGGUACAUCUCUGGGAAUAAUUAUGUUGGAGCUGUACUUUUUUUAAUGGUGUGUGGGCUACAUACUGCAUAGCUCAUUUUUGUUCACAUGAUGUUUACCCAACAAAGACUUUGUAGUCUAGUAGCCUAGUAAUGUAUUGCAUUUUUGGGAAAAAUUCAUUGAAAGGACUACUUCUCUAUCAGCAAGAUUACAUAAAAUAGAAGAGGUGACUGGGGUUUGCAAUAUUUUUUUCUGCAGUUAAAUCGAUUUAAAAAGAAACUCAGAAGGAAAUAAGUAAUUUCCUUUUUUCACCAUGGCACUUAUUUGAGUCCUUUUCUAAAAAACAGCUAUACAUGCCAAAACAAAACAGUAAGGCAGACACUUGAUUAGUUCAAAGUCUUGAAUCAAGUUGGGAUAGGUGUGAUCAUCUCUCCCCUCAUUCAUUUAGUUUUAGAUUAGAAUUUAUCUUGUACAUGGAUGAUAAAACACCUUAAAAUCAAAUGGUGAAGUAAUAUGACACAUUUCAAAUGUAUUUUCAGAUUAAUGGUUACCACAAACAAGUCAAAUAUCGCACCCAUUUUACUGCGAAAACACUGACAUAUUUAACACUGAGGAUGGGUAUUGUUGGCUUCCAUUCAAGGCCUUUCUCCAUCAUGGAGAGACAGGUCAGGAUUUCUCUGAAUCUCUAAAAAUGGGAUUAUGUAACUAACUCACAUUAGCACCUGUCAGCUGUGCAUCUUGUAUGGAUGCACUGUGCACUCUGUUUCCCCUUUCUAUCCCCUGGAAGAAGCAAACAUGAAUAAUUUGUAAAGGUUGUUCCUGUGAAAGAUGCCCUGACCAGUGAGAAUACAGAAGCUUUUUACAGUGACAACUGUGCUCCAUGAUGAACUCUCUGCAGAUUAACAUCUGUUCAUUUUUGUUUAAUGAGACACCCUUGUUAGUGUUAAAUAUGAAAGCGGGUGUUACAGCCUCAAGGAGGUACAAACCUUAAUGGAGCCAACAAGAUCCCAUCCUAAGCAAAUAUGUUGGUGGUUGUGAUUAAAUUACAGGAUUCUCCCCCCCCCACACACACACACUUUAUUACUGAGAGUUAGAUGAGAAGAUUGAUACCACUCUCAGACAUAAGCGGUAUGGAUUUUCUUAUCUAACUGCAAGAGAAUAAUUGUGUUUCCCAAAAAUGUCAAAAUAUUCCUUUAAAGUACACCACAUCUUAUGGAUCAGUGCAAUAACUGAUAGAUAGUCUUCAUUUCCAAUUUCACUGAAAAUGUAUGCAGUUAUCACAUGUAUUGUCUCUAUUAGGCACCAGUGAUAACAUAUUUGUGUUUAUUCGGAUUAUGCAGGAGUGAGAAAACACAGAGAUGGUACAGGAUGCUGUAUAACUGUUUGCAGAGGGGAAGCGUGUGCAGACUUUUGCUAUUCGCUGUGUAAUGGGCAUGUAACCUACAUAGGACAUCCAUCAGCUGUAGGCUUCUCUAACUAAUGUAAGAAUAGUCACCAUACCAAAGAGGAUUAAUAAAACAUAGGUCAAAUACAUUUUUAAAAA